UGCUGUCAAAAUUCAAAACGCAAGCAAAAAGUGAACAACUCGAGAAAUUGUUUUCUUCGGGAAAAGUUUAAUUUUUUGGUGCUAUCCAAGCUAUUGUUAAUCGGAUUAUCCAUUUUAUCCUUGAUUUCGAUCUUCGUCAGCUGGUGAACUAUUUCCGGUUCGCAAAUUGAACGUAGAAGCGCUAGUAUUCAGAUUUGUUUCCGGUUUCCCGUUCAUCGAGAGAAGCAGCAACCAUGUCCCACACAAUCCUGCUGGUGCAGCCGGGCAAGAAUCCGGAAACGCGCACUUACAGCGACUACGAGAGCGUCAACGAGUGUAUGGAGGGCGUCUGCAAGAUCUACGAGGAACAUCUGAAGCGGCGCAAUCCGAACACCCCGACCAUCACCUACGACAUCAGCCAGCUGUUCGAUUUCGUGGAUCAGUUGGCGGAUCUGAGCUGUCUGGUGUACCAGAAGUCCACUAACACCUACGCGCCGUACAACAAAGAGUGGAUCAAGGAGAAGAUUUAUGUCCUGUUGCGACAAGCUGCCGGGACGACCGAAUAAAACCAUCUCGGCCUCUGCUGCUACAAAAACCCAUCCAUUCAAGCUCGGUCCUCAUCAAAUUUACAUAAACAACAUGAAUAUCAACAACACGACACCUAACAAAACCUCACGGGAUCGAAACCGGUUACUGGAUCCAACCGAAGAUGAGAAAAUGAGUUUUUUCUUGUAGAAUUUUCGUACAUCAUUAGGUUUUUUUUCAACUUGUAUCGCAAAACUGAUUUUCGAAUAUAUCUCGUAGAUUUUCUCCCCAUUUAAAAGUGUUGGCACAAGUGAAUUUCCUAGUUUGAAUCUGUAGUCAUACAGAAUCAAGUUGAAUCGAAUGAGAACUAUAGAGUUGAAAAAUGAAGAGGAGCAAAGAAACAACUAGGGUGAAUAAUACAGCUAUGUGUAUUUAAUAAUUUACAUUACUAUUAUAAUUUUAAUUAUAUUUGCUGCUUCCGCGAGAAGCGCGCAACGAGAGGAGCAACAAGAAGUAAUAACAAUUUAAUAUUAAUGAAUAUAAUAAUAACAAUAAACAAACAACAACAAAAUGUAUCGAA
Uranotaenia lowii is the source of this 1084-nucleotide messenger RNA. RefSeq names its product enhancer of rudimentary homolog (gene e(r)). The record is from RefSeq and is a predicted model, not a curated record. NCBI's taxonomy places the organism in Eukaryota, Metazoa, Arthropoda, Insecta, Diptera, Culicidae. The coding region runs from base 234 to 545 and encodes 103 amino acids. The transcript has 3 exons.